Parnassius apollo (apollo) is the source of this 1233-nucleotide messenger RNA. Lineage: Eukaryota; Metazoa; Arthropoda; Insecta; Lepidoptera; Papilionidae. The record is from the annotation of a GenBank genome assembly.
AUGGUCAUAGAUAUUGUAGAAAAUGAUAAACCUAUAUCAGAUAAUUCACAGGGAGCUAUUUUUAAUGUAAGUGGUACGUUACCACAACCAAUAAAUUCUAGAAUCAAUAUAGGAGAAAACGCUGGAAAGUCUGUGAUGGUUAAAAUAAGCGAAAAAGAAAUAAUGCCCUGUUCUUUUAAGCUAGAUACAAGGGAUUCUGAUACUUCUAGACAGUCUAGUUAUGAACAAGUUUUGUUUGAGUUAAAAGGCAACCAAGAGAAAACACGCAGACAUGUAGGAGUACGUGGUGACAAGUUUGGUUCAUCCUGUAUUUCGAAAGAGAAUAUCUCAAAUAUUAAAACAACACUGAUAUUGGAUAUUGAGACCAGUUCAGAGGAUGAAAAACCACUAAUUACCCAAGAGAGACCAUGCAAACGUGUAAAGACACUUGGUGGUAAAUCUUGUUCAGCUUCUACUUCCAAUAGAAAGACAAGUAUUACAUUGAUAUCGGAUAUCGAGACCAGUUCAGAGGAUGAAAAGCCACCAAUUACCCAAGAGAGACCAUGCAAACGUGUAAGGACACGUGGUGGUAAAUCUUGUUCAGCUUCUACUUCCAAUAGAAAGACAACAAGUAUUGAAGAAGAAUUAACAGACAUCAUUGGAACCACUUCAGAACAUGAAAAUCUCUCAAAAAGAUCUGAAAAUGAAAACUUACCCAUAUCAGAUGAACAACUACUACAAAUUCUUGAAGACCCUGAUGAGAAUUAUGACGACGAUAUUUUUGAUCCUGAUUUCAUUGAGAAUAUGAAUCAUUCUGACAAUGAUAGCGACACAUCAAUUGUAAGUGAAGACGAAUUAGUCCCAAGAAAUACUGAGGAAGAUCAAGAAUGGUCAAAUCACUAUAGACAGACUAGAAGAAUUAAUUUUGAAGGAAAUCCUGUAGGAUUAAAAAUUGAACCUGAGGGUUCAGAACCAAUUGAUUAUUUCAAUCUUGUAGUGACAAAUGAAUGUCUUCAAAUGAUUGUUGAAAAAAGCAGUGAGAAUGCGUCUCGGAUAUUAGCGCAAAAUUUUCCUGGAAUUCAUGCGGACAGAUUUUAUGACAAAAAGGUGGUUUUUGUGGGGUCUGAUCUAAGAUAUGCCAAUUACAUAAAAAAGACCGACAUCGCAGCAGCAGACAAGGGACCCAAUUACGAUGGAAAAAGCUAUAAGAAACGUAGAAAUGGGAAGCUUGUUCUUAAGAAUAUUUGUUUGUGA